Messenger RNA from Fraxinus pennsylvanica, 444 nucleotides. Lineage: Eukaryota; Viridiplantae; Streptophyta; Magnoliopsida; Lamiales; Oleaceae. The record is from the annotation of a GenBank genome assembly.
AUGGUAGCCUACAAGUCACCUGAAUCCACAAAAAGUGACCGCGUAACAAGGAAGACAGAUGUGUGGAGCCUUGGGACUCUAAUACUCGAGUUGCUCACAGGACGACUUCCAGCUAACUAUCUGAAACAGGGUAGAGGACCAAAUGCAGAUUUGGCAACCUGGGUUAAUUCUGUUGUGAGAGAAGAGUGGACCGGUGAGGUAUUUGAUAAGGACAUGAGUUUAGGAAGGUAUGGAGAAGGUCAGGUUCUCAGGCUACUGAAGAUUGGAAUGUGCUGCUGUGAAUGGAAUGUGGAGAGAAGGUGGGAUUUGAAGGAGGCUAUUGAGAAAAUUGAAGAAUUGAAGGAAAGGGACAAUGAAGAUGAAUAUUCUUCCUACACAAGUGAAGGAGAAAUAUAUUCCUCAAGAGCACCAACUGAUGAAGACUUUUCAUUUUCUAAAGCAUAA